CCCAAGUUCAUGGCGUAUGCCGAAUAUGAGUUCCAUCUCAGCCAAUUCCGCGCACAUCUUUCCGGAACGACACCCCAUCCACUUCCUGCCUCGUUCAUUGCACCGACUGGCUACUGGACUUCGGCCGAAAAAGACGCGUUCUUCCAUGGCUUGCAAAUACAUUCGCGUAUUAGGCCAGACCUCAUUGCUGCUGGAAUAAAAACAAAAACGGCCAUUGAUGUCUGCACUUAUAUUGACCUGCUCGAUGCUGCUGCUGAAGAAUUUGCCCCUGUGCCAUCUCUGAGAGCUUUGUUAAAGCCUGCAAUGGAGAUGUCUGACUUGUGGAUUGAGCACGAGGAGUCUCAAGCCCCCAAACUAGUGGAAAUGGAACGCGAAAUGGAAAAGGACGAGCCCGACGAUAUGUCUGACACUGAAAACGAUACCUGGCAAAAGGAGAACGCGCUCUCGAGGCUUAAUGUCCACCACUUGUCUGCUCUAGAUAAAAUGCGGCGCCAUGCUUUUCGAGACCCUCCUUCCGAUGGCACGACAGCUCCAGAAUCCAAACGCCGUGCCUAUAAGCGUCUAUAUAUGAGGAAGAAACGGGCCGAAACUACAGGCACUGAUGCCGACCUUGACUCAGUCAAGCUCAUUGUGGGUCGAAAGGUGACAAGACUGCUCGGGCGUAAACCUCGGCCUGCUAAAUACAAAGUGCGAGGGACCAAGAAAUGGAUACACUCCAUAGACGGGGGACAGCAAAGGAAAAUCACCCCAGCAGUGACUUUGGAGGUACAGGAGUCCAGUUCGUCAUCGGGUGAUUCGGACACCAAACACACUCGCAAAGGUGGUCUUCCUUCAGUCUCUAGGGCUACUCGCGAACUCGAAAAGAAAGGUAUUGACGCCAGCGUUCUCUCCGAUUCUGAACUCGAUGUCUUCGCGCUGUCUGUUCUUGGCAAGCUAAUGAAGUCUACCCACAAUGAUGUGGCGCCUGAGGGGGUAGAAGAGAAAUUUCGGACUUGCCUUUCCUUCGAGACGGUUGUCCUGCUCAAAGAUAUACUACUGGACUUCAUCACUCCCGUAAUCCACAACGCCAUAUCUCUACGAGAGAAGGAGGUCACCUUGAAGCAGGACAUCACGGUUUGGCGUUUAGACAAGCAGGACGAAAUAACUGCGUCGAAUGUGAACGAUGCUCUCAGAAUGCAUCCACAAUCCUACGCCUUUGCGACGGAGGAAGACCGCAGUGAAGUCGAAUCAAAUGCGUCAGAGUCCGAUGACGAGGGAGAGCGUCGAUUUACCGAGGACAAAGCUGAUUUUCCUCUGCGGCUUUCUCUCGCCCGCGAAAUAAUGUCUCCAUUUAUCAACCUACUAACGGAAGACGACGAUGACGAUCUUUUGGCGGCUGACACAGACGAAGACGAACUGAUAUGCGAAUUAGACGAGGAAGUGGUGCUGGACGGUUUAGAUCGCCAGAAAGAGGUUGACUAUGACAAGGAACUGUGGAUAGCAACUAGACAACAUGUAUUGUAG
Molecule: messenger RNA, 1503 nt
Organism: Mycena indigotica
Lineage: Eukaryota; Fungi; Basidiomycota; Agaricomycetes; Agaricales; Mycenaceae
Exons: 3
Coding region: 10-1503 (497 amino acids)
Biological process (GO): nucleolar large rRNA transcription by RNA polymerase I; transcription initiation at RNA polymerase I promoter
Cellular component (GO): RNA polymerase I upstream activating factor complex
Molecular function (GO): RNA polymerase I general transcription initiation factor activity; rDNA binding
Source: RefSeq, a predicted model, not a curated record